Messenger RNA from Momordica charantia (bitter melon), 1139 nucleotides. Lineage: Eukaryota; Viridiplantae; Streptophyta; Magnoliopsida; Cucurbitales; Cucurbitaceae. The record is from RefSeq and is a predicted model, not a curated record.
GACAGAACAGAAUCAAACAUGAGUUCACUCCGAUUUCCCCCUCCACUGGUUUCGCCAUGGAAGAAGAAGAAGAAGAAGAACAACCACUCCCCAGGCUCCAACCAAACCUCUCUCCCUUCCAUGGCCGCUCUUCAAAAUUCAGACCAAAAACCAAUACUCCUCUCUCAUCUUCUUUCUUUCGCCCUCUCCGUAACCCUCAGCUCCCCCUUCCCUUCUCUCGCAAUCCCUUCUCUUAAUUCCCUGUCCUCUCCACUUUCUCCCACCACUCCAUUUUCUCAAUCCAAGAACUUACAAAUCGGACUAGAAAACGGGAAAAUUCGGCCCUGCCCAUCCACCAAUCCGGCCUGUGUCUCCACAAAUCCUAAAUCGUCAUCCUUCGCCUUCCCUUUAAGCAUUCCCGAAAAUUUUACUGAAAAUCCAAUUCAGAAGCUGCAGGAAGUGAUCCUCAAAACGCAGAGAAACGCAAAAAUUCAGGUGGUGGAAGAUACCCCAUAUGGCCUAAACAAGCACGCCAUAGCCGAUAAAUCAAGGGCAUUUCAGGGAUUUGAUUUAUGGCCACCACAGUCCAUCAAUUUUGACCAAAUCAUCCCUAGUCUCGCAACGCUCAAGGUAUUUCUUCCCCCACAAGGCCACACCUCCUCCAAACCCGAAACCAAAUUAUCCCGAUUCUUGACGUUCUCUUCCCAUCUCGGAGAAAUGGAUGCCGUAGAUUCAGUGGUCGAUCCCCUCAGAGAAUUCGCCAAGGACAGCGUUCGUCUCGUUAAGAGGUGUCACAAGCCUGAUCGCAAGGAAUUCACCAAGGUUGCCGUUCGUACCGCUAUCGGUUUCGUUGUAAUGGGAUUUGUAGGGUUCUUUGUCAAGCUAAUCUUCAUUCCGAUCAACAACAUCAUCGUUGGAUCUGGUUAGGUUAGGUCUUGAUGAAGUACGUAGGUGAUGGCGGCCGCAACCUGUGUUCACUGAGGAAUACCUAGCAUUUAGCUCUCCUUUAGAACUUCUUUUUAAUCCCCGUGCGUAAAUUGAGAAACCCCAGGAUAUGUGGAAAAUUUUCUUGUCACAUUGAAGAACUCACUUUUUUAUUUUUAUUUAAAUGUUCUAACAUGUUCUUUUGGUCUAAUAUUCGUCUGGAAAUUUGUUAUUCA